This is a messenger RNA of Anoplopoma fimbria (sablefish), 2709 nucleotides long. RefSeq names its product transmembrane channel-like 8 (gene tmc8). Gene Ontology annotation, cellular component: plasma membrane. Bases 282 to 2396 code for a protein of 704 amino acids. Lineage: Eukaryota; Metazoa; Chordata; Actinopteri; Perciformes; Anoplopomatidae. The record is from RefSeq and is a predicted model, not a curated record. The transcript is spliced from 16 exons. Gene Ontology annotation, molecular function: mechanosensitive monoatomic ion channel activity.
UCUAUGUGGACACAUUUGACAUCUGUUCCACCUGCCAGAAAGUGAGCCGUACCAUCAGGACUGUAGGAACAACACUAACUCCAGAUCAGCCGCUAAGGGGUCUUCACUUCAGUGGGACGUUGAUGUCGGGUGCAAACCAGGAUGUUUAGAUGCAAAUGCGGAAGUAACUUGAGUUGCAGCUUUGGUGGAGGUGUUUGUCGACUUGUGUUUUAUAUGAAGCGAGAAGAUUGCUUUUUGAAGAUUUGUUAUUAAGGAGGACGUUUAGGGACGGGGAGUUUAAAAUGGAGGAGCACAAUGCUGUCAACUUAAUGAGACUCCUGUCAGAUGACAGCACUCGUUCCACCUUGUCGUCGGACUCCUGUGAGUACUAUCAGACAGAGAUAUUUGAUCUGCUGCCCAGCAUCCAGGCCAGCCGGCCCCAGCAGGACAGAGCGGGUCUCUGGGAAGCCUGCGAGGCCCACCAGGGUGGCCCAGAAGCUGGGGAGAGGAUCAGCCAUGGCCAUCUGUCCAGAGGACCCAAAGACAAGACAUCAACACAGCCGCUCAGGAACCUGGUCAUGUGUAUUCAGGGGAAGAGAGGCGCCAGGGAAAGGAGGAAGAUGCAAAUCAGCAAUAUUGGCUUUUGGGAGUCCUGGAGGCGGAGCCAGAGCAUCAACACGAAGAGGGUUUGGGUGCAAAUGGGAGGAGUUCUAUCAAGCCUGUUGCCAUGGCAUCACACUCUCCACACCAUUGAAGGCAGGUUUGGAGUUGGCGUGAAGGCCUACUUUGUAUUCCUGAGAUAUCUGGUGUACUUAAAUCUGCUUCACUGUGUUCUUGUCGGGGGUUUCAUUCUGGGGCCUACAACAUUUUAUGGCAGGAGCAACAGCAGUGAGCUGUUGAAGUUUGGAGGCAAUGACUCGGUUUUGGAUUUCUUCCUGGGAUCGGGCUACGUGGAUCGUUCUCCGGUCUUCUUUGGUUUCUAUACUCGUGGUUCCCUGAAUUUGCAGUGCUUCAAUACACCUCUGCUGUACCUUGCUGGGAUACUCACCAUCCUCUUCCUCAGUUUCAUCAUGGUGGUCCGGAGAACGACGGUCGGCUACAAGCACACUUGGAUGCUCGGGAAGCGUUACAGUAUGAACAUGAGCUACAAGAUCUUUUGUGGUUGGGACUUUACCAUCCAGGACCCUGCUGCUGCCACUCUCAAACAAAGCUUCAUCAGGAACGAUCUCAAGCUGUUCGUGGAGGAGCAGAAUUUCUCUCGGCGUGAGGCUGACAGGACUCUUGGACAGAGGGUUCGUCUCUACCUGCUUAGGUUCAUCCUGAACCUUCUUGUUCUGUUUCUCCUGGGUGGAGCCUUCUACCUCAUCUACUUCGCCACCAUAAGCUCACAGUCAAAGAUUGGUCACUACUGGCUGGUCAGCCUGGUCCUCGAGUAUCUCCCUCCAAUGACCAUCACCCUCGUCAACCUGGUCCUCCCUCACAUGUUCCGCAAGAUCUCAUCUUUUGAGGACUACUCUUUCACCAUGCAGGUCAAUGCCACCCUUGUGAGGAGCAUCUUCUUGAAGCUGGCCUCACUGGGGAUCUACAUAUUUUUCAUCUUCACAACAAGAAAGUGUCAGCAAUGUCCUUCACACUGCAGGGAGAACAUUUUUGGCAGAGAGAUGUACAAGCUGUGUAUCUUCAACUUCCUCGCCUCUUUCUGCAACGCCUUUCUCUUGGACUACCCCAGGAAGCUGCUGCAGGAGAAGUACCCCUCGUCCUUGCUGGCUCGGUUGUCAGGGAAACAGCGCUUCCUGAUCCCUUUCAAAGUGUUGGAUCUGGUCUACAGUCAGACAGUGUCCUGGAUGGGAGUCUACUACUGCCCUCUACUGCCUCUGAUAGGAACGGUCACACUGAUGGCCACCUUCUACAUCCAAAAGUUCACGGUCCUGCGGUGCUCUGUGCCAGAGCAGAGGAUGUUUCGAGGCUCCAGCUCCUCCGUUUUAUUCCACUUCAUGUUGCUGGUCGGACUCGUCAUGGCUGCGACCACACUGGGCUUCAACCUCUACCAGCAAGAAGUCAGCCCCGACAAAUACAUGUCCUCCUGUGGUCCAUUUGGAAAUGGAGAAACUGUGUUUAACGUGACAGGAGUGUGUUUGGACAGCCUGCCCAGCCCGGCACAGACCACACUCCGCUACCUGGCCUCUGAGGCGUUCGCCCUGCCGUUCAUACUAGCUGAGAUUAUAAUCUUGACCUCGUAUUUGUCACGGGUACGAGCCAAUCAGAAGGCCAUAGAGAGACUGAAAGACAUGCUGGUUAUGAGCAGCUCAGAUAAGCGUUUCCUGGUUAAACAGCAUGCAACGAUGCUCAGACGUCAAAGGAAACCCCACAGGGUCUGUUCUGCAGCAUUUGAAGAGGACACCCCUCUCAACCACUAGAAAGACCCCCCCCUGUCUGAACAUAAAAAGAAAAACAGACUGUUCCAGAUACAUGAUAUACAAAGAUAAGAAAAGCAGUUGUGUUCUCUUUUUUUUUUUUUCAUCAUUUUUUAUGGUUCUGGUGUGACUGCAAAACUAUGUUUUAACUUUUUUUUCAGUAAAUUACAAAUUGAUGCAUAUGAAUGUAGUUUUAUCAACAUGUAUACAAUGUUCAUAGUAUUAAGUUGUGUUCUAAAAUUUCACUUUACCUGAAUUCAAUGAUCUGUGAGUGAUUUUCAAAUAUCCUGCUCAUUAAACCUUUGCGGUUUGUGCG